Molecule: messenger RNA, 1011 nt
Organism: Ochotona curzoniae (black-lipped pika)
Lineage: Eukaryota; Metazoa; Chordata; Mammalia; Lagomorpha; Ochotonidae
Gene: GMNC
Product: geminin coiled-coil domain containing
Exons: 5
Coding region: 1-1011 (336 amino acids)
Biological process (GO): negative regulation of DNA replication; negative regulation of cell cycle
Cellular component (GO): nucleus
Source: RefSeq, a predicted model, not a curated record
AUGGAAGAAAACACCAUUCUACCUUGCCAAGACCAGCACUUUGUAGGAAGCCAGAGCUAUAAUUGCCCGUAUUCCGCUACAACAUCGGAAUCUAAUGUUGACGUUUCCACGGAUACUUGGGUCUCUUUCUGGGCUGCUGGUCUCCUGGACGACAGAGAGCCCCAACAAGCACCACAGGCACAGGAACAAUCCAGUGACUCACAUUUUCCUGUUCUGGACUUGUGCUCCUGGGAAGACACUCAGCUUUCUUCUCAGCUCUACAGAAAUAAGCAGCUGCAAGAUACUCUGCUGCAGAAGGAAGAAGAACUUGCUAGGUUACAUGAAGAAAAUAACCACCUCAGACAGUACCUGAAUUCUACUUUGGUCAAAUGUCUUGAAGGAAAGGCCAAGAAAUUAUUAUCAUCAGAUGAAUUCUACAAAGCAUAUGGAAAAUAUAGAAAGGGGAAGAGGAAACCCAAACAGCAAAAAUGCCCUCUAACUGAGACUUCCCAUCCCAAAAAUGCCAAGAGAAACCUCUCUGCUGAUUUUGCUAAGUGUACAGACCAGCCUGGGCCUCCUGUGGAUCCCUGGGUCCUUCAGACACUCGGGUUAAAAGACCUUAACACCAUUGAUGACACUUUAUCAGCUAACUACAGUGCCUUCUCCUCUCAUCCCAGAAGAAUCACUAACACAUUUUCUGAGUUUGCAGACGAUGCAGUGGCUUAUGAACAUUUCCCCAGAGAGGAACUUCCCCUUGACUAUGAAGGUGAUAGAACUAUCUUACUGCACAGCGCUGCCAGUCACAGGGAAUAUUUUCACUUCCUUUCUCAGCAUUCAAAUCCCCCAGUGGAGCAGCAAACUCGUCCUUACUAUACUGCAGAUGUGUCACCCAACAAGACAGAAAUGGCAUUUUCCACAUCUCUGAGUCCUCACUGCAAUGUGAAAACUCAUUCCUUCCACCAGGGACAAGCCUUCGUACGUCGAGAUGAGAAGGGAGGCUGGAAAUUUACCUGGGUCCCCAAGCAAUCAUAA